This is a messenger RNA of Phlebotomus argentipes, 3304 nucleotides long. RefSeq names its product AP-3 complex subunit beta-2 (gene rb). Gene Ontology annotation, biological process: vesicle-mediated transport; intracellular protein transport. The record is from RefSeq and is a predicted model, not a curated record. Lineage: Eukaryota; Metazoa; Arthropoda; Insecta; Diptera; Psychodidae. Bases 108 to 3242 code for a protein of 1044 amino acids. Gene Ontology annotation, cellular component: AP-3 adaptor complex; membrane coat. The transcript is spliced from 4 exons.
UUCACCAGUGAACCGACGUGGAGUCAUUCUAGUUUGUUUUCGUGCUGGAUUUCUCGCUGCUAAUCUCCUCCGGUUUACGUGAAAAGCGUGUUGGUAGCAACGUGAAGAUGUUUUCCUCGGAUUCAGACUCGGGGGUGCUGCAUCAGAGCCCCAAUUCUGCUCUGUACAGCAAGGAAAGCACGCCCGUGGAGAUUGAAUAUGCCAGUGAGUCAAUUGGCACGUUCUUCGGCGCUGAGGCCAACAGACACAAAGACUUGAUUGAGAUGCUGGACAGCAAUAAAGUGGGCCUGAAGCUGGAGGCCAUGAAGAGGAUCAUCGGGAUGGUGGCGAAGGGACGCGAUGCGUCUGAACUCUUUCCGGCCGUGGUGAAGAAUGUCGUGUCGAAGAAUGUGGAGCUGAAGAAGCUGGUGUAUGUCUAUCUUGUGCGCUAUGCUGAGGAGCAGCAAGAUCUCGCCUUGCUCUCCAUUUCCACCUUCCAGCGCUCACUGAAGGAUCCCAACCAGCUGAUCAGGGCCAGCGCAUUGAGAGUCCUCUCCAGCAUCCGCGUACCCAUGAUUGUGCCCAUUGUCAUGCUGGCCAUCAGGGAUUCUGCCUCCGAUAUGAGUCCGUAUGUGAGGAAGACGGCCGCUCAUGCCAUUCCGAAGCUGUACAGUUUGGAUGCGGAGCAGAAGGAGGAAUUGGUGGGCAUCAUUGAGAAGCUCCUGUCGGACAGAACGACUCUCGUUGUGGGAUCUGCCGUGAUGGCCUUCGAGGAAGUCUGUCCGGAGAGGGUGGAUCUAAUCCACAAGAACUACAGGAAGUUCUGCAAUUUGAUUGUGGACGUGGACGAAUGGGGACAAGUUAUCAUUAUAAAUAUGCUGACAAGGUAUGCGAGAACUCAAUUUGUUGAUCCCAAUGCGCAAGAGAAGAUGCUGGAUGAGGAGAGGCGUAAGAGGAAGAAGAAGCCUCAGAAGCUGGAUUCCGCCUCGAAUUCCUCCCAGGACGAGGAGGACAAUGAGGAGGAGGAAGAGGAUGAUUAUGAGCUAAAUCAGGAGGAGAAGAGUGUUUUGGAUCCCGAUCAUCGGCUGCUGUUGCGACAGACAAAGCCGCUGCUGCAGAGCAGGAAUGCGUCAGUGGUGAUGGCGGUGGCGCAGCUGUAUCAUCACAUUGCCCCGAAGGCUGAUGUGCAGAUUGUGGCGAAGGCGCUGGUGAGACUGCUGAGGAAUCACAAGGAGAUCCAGAGUGUCGUGUUGACGUCAAUUGCGUCCAUGUCGCAGGAUCAGAGGUGUCUGUUUGAUGUGUACAUCAAGUCCUUUUUCGUGCGGACGAACGAUCCGACGCACAUUAAGCUGCUGAAGGUGCAAAUUCUCACGAAUCUCACCACUGAGGUCAACAUCUCGAUCAUCCUGCGGGAGUUCCAGACGUACAUCAAAAGCAAUGACAGGGAAUUCGUGAUGGCGACGAUUCAGGCGAUCGGCAGAUGCGCCACGACGAUCAGCCAAGUGACUGAGGUGUGUCUCACGGGACUCGUGCACAUGCUGUCCAGCAAGACGGAGUUCGUGGUGGCGGAGAGUGUGGUGGUGAUCAAGAAGCUACUGCAGAGUCACUGUGCAAAGCACCGCGAGAUCAUCGUGCAGAUGGCGAGACUGCUGGAUCACAUCACGGUGGCCGCGGCCAGAGCGGCGAUUAUCUGGCUGAUUGGCGAGUACAAUGAGUAUGUGAAGAAUAUUGCUCCAGAUGUGCUGAGAAAGAUCGCCGAGACCUUCACCAGUGAGGAAAACUCCGUCAAACUCCAAAUUCUCACCAUGUCUGUGAAAUUGUAUGCCACGAAUCCUGAACAGACGCGCUUGCUAACGAAGUACAUCUUUGAGUUGGCGCGCUAUGAUCAGAAUUACGAUGUACGCGACAGGGCGAGAUUCCUCAAGGCGCUGGUGGGAAUUGAUGGUGAAGGAACGGUGCUGAGUAGGAAUCUGCAGAAGAUCUUCCUGUCCAGAAAGCCCGCUCCGGUGCUGGAAAAUGGAUCUCACGAGGGCGCCACGGCGCUGCAACUGGGCAGCUUGUCGCACUACUUGAAGCUGAAGGCGACUGGCUAUCGAGAUCUGCCGGAAUUUCCCACUGUGGCUCAGGAUUCAUCGGUGAGAAAUGUCCAGAGCAAAGUGGAGAUUGUCGUGAGUGGAGAGCGAAGUCUGCUGGCCACUGAAGUUGAUGGUAAUGCGCGUGGUAAGGAGAAGACUAGAGAUUUCUACUCGGAAGAGUCAUCAGAAGACGACGACGACGAUGAUGAAGAUGAUGAUGAUGAUCAGGAGGAUGCGGAUUCGAAGAAGAAUGACUCGGAUGAGUGGACAGAAGAUGAUGAGGAGACUUCGAGUGAGGAGAGUUCGUCGUCUGGCUCAGAAUCUUCCGUGGAAUCUGAUGAGGAGGAGGCGGAAGAGCGAGAGAAUGGACAGCAGGAACAGCAGGGGAACGCUAGCAAUGUGGAUUUACUCUCUGGUCUGGACAAUUCCCUCUUCACAGGCGUGCCGAUGAAGCCGAUGGGCAUGCUGCAGCCGGCAGCGACGUCGUCUUCCGCUGGGAAAAGCACUGUCUUGCCGCCUGUCUUCACGGCGACUGAGCAUAUGGAGUUGCUGAAUAAGAUCAAUGGAUUUGGCCUCGGAAUUUCCUAUCGCUUCACGAGAUUCACUCACCUCACGUCAGCCACGCAUCUGUCAGUGGAGGUUGUCUUGAGGAAUCACAACACCGUCCAGGAGAUUGGCAACAUUCAUGUCGAUGCGAAGAGUGAUGUUCAGGCUUUUCCGGCAAUUUUGCAACUUCCGCCGAAUGCCACGUUCACAGAGACACUCGGCGUGGACUUCAAUGACUCCACGCAGCCCAUUUCCUUCGCCAUUGUCAGCAGUUUGGGGCGCAGCACCGUGUCGCUGAGCGCCAACAUUGGGGAGUUGCUGCAGCCCAUCAAGCUCAGUGAGGAUGUGUUCAGGGUGGAGAGGAACAAGCUGAGAGGCAUGACUGAGCACUCGUGCAGCAUUGCGACUGUGACGGAGGCGAAGGCGCUCGAGGAGAAGAUCCUGCGAAUGGCAAAUGUGGCGCCAGUGGCGAGCAGUGAAGAGAGAGUGCUGCAGUUUGCCGGUCAAACGCUGAAAUCCAAGAGUCUACUGCUGAUCACGGUGCUGCCGAAGGAUGGCCAAGAGGUGCAAAUCACGGUGAAUUGCGAGAAGAUCGUGAUGGGAAGCAUUCUGCUCAACGACAUCAAAUCUCGAGGACUCUAAAGUCUCCUGAUUGGUGAGUUGCCAGAAGUGUAAUCAAAUAAAUAAUCUCAACUAUUAUCGAA